AUGUCGAGGUUUGCAUUUUUCAAUCGAUCAAAUACAAUUCACGCGUCUUCGUCGGAGGAAUCUCAGAAACCUUUCAACGAAUUUCUCGACCGGUCCGGUUCGCUGAGCCGAUUCUACGGUUCAGUAGAAUCAAUGAAAUCGUCGAUCCGUGGAAGGAUGGUGAAGAAGCUCUGCAAUAUGUUCGAAUCAUCGCCGACGAAAGAAUCUCACAAAUCGGAACUGCGUUCGGCUUCGAAAUUAGGUUCAGAACCGCACGGGGCUUCGAAAUUAGGUUCGGAAUCGCUUGCGGCUUCGAGAUUAGGUUCGGAAUCGCGUUCUGGUUCGGAAUUAAGUUCGGAAUCGCGUUCUGGUUCGAAAUUGGGAUGGGAAUCCGGGAUGUUGUUCCGAUUGGAAGGUGGCGAGGAACGGAUUGUGGUGUAUUUGACGAGUUUGAGAGGAAUUCGGAGAACGUUUGAGGAUUGUAAUGCGGUGAAGAUGAUUCUGAAAGGGUUUAGGGUUUGGGUUGAUGAAAGAGAUGUUUCCAUGGAUCAUGCUUAUAGAAAGGAAUUGCAGUGUGUGAUGGGGGAGGAAAAUGUGUCACUACCCCAAGUCUUUAUUAGAGGAAAAUACAUUGGUGGUGCUGAUGUGAUUAAGCAUCUAUUUGAAAGUGGUGAUUUGAAAAGAAUGCUUGACGGGUUUCCCAAGAUGAAGCCUGGUUUUGUAUGUGAGAGUUGCGGUGAUGCUAGGUUUGUACCAUGCGAUAACUGCAGUGGAAGUCGAAAAAUAUUCGACGAAGAUGAAGGUUUGUUGAAGCGAUGCUUGGAAUGCAAUGAAAAUGGACUCAUUAGGUGUCCUUGUUGCUCUUGUUAUUGA
This is a messenger RNA of Lathyrus sativus (Indian pea), 852 nucleotides long. The record is from the annotation of a GenBank genome assembly. NCBI's taxonomy places the organism in Eukaryota, Viridiplantae, Streptophyta, Magnoliopsida, Fabales, Fabaceae.